AUGCAUGAAGUAGUAUUCCUCAACGAAGAGAGAGUGUUUCCUAAGAGGUUUGAUGAAUGCGAUGGAAAUACGAGUAUAUGGUACCUUGACAAUGGUGCAAGUAACCAUAUGACAGGCAAGAGAGAGUCCUUCUCAAACCUAGAAGAGAGCAUCCAAGGUAAAGUCAAAUUCGAUGAUGGAUCAAACGUCGAGAUUGUUGGGAAAGGUUCGAUCACGUUCAUCGGAAAAACAGGGGAGAGAAGAGCACUCAGAGAUAUCUACUACAUCUCGAGUCUUAAACACAAUAUCAUAAGUCUUGGACAAGCAACCGAGAUGGGUUGUGAGGUUAAUAUGAAAGAAGACUUACUGAUGCUGAAAGAUCCCCGUGGAAGGCUAUUAGUACAAGUCACAAGGCAAUCAAACCGAUUGUACAAGACGCCAAUGGAGGUUGAAUAUCCGAAGUGUCUUCAAAUACAAGAAACUGAUGUUACAUGGACGUGGCAUGCACGGCUAGGACAUGUGAACUUUGGAGUCAUGAAGAAUAUGGUAGACAAGGAGAUGGUAGUAGGGAUGCCUCAGGUGAAACACGAGAAAGAUGAGUGCAGCACCUGCUUAGUUGGGAAGCAAACUCGAAAGUAUUUCCCGCCUAAAUCAAAGUAUCGAGCAUCACACACAUUGGAGUUAGUACAUGGUGACUUGUGCGGUCUGAUAUCACCAUCAACACCUGCAAACAAUAGAUAUACAUCUCACCGCACCGUAUACACCGUUUUGUUGAAAGCUAUGAAGAUACCUAAUCAGCUAUGGGUAGAAGCAGUACGUCAUUCAACGCAUCUCAUAAACCGCAUUGCUACAAAGGCUUUGGAAAACAAGACUCCAUACGAAGGCUUGUAUGUUAAGAAACCAAACAUUGAGCAUCUAAGGAUCUUUGGAUGUGUAGCUUUCGUAAAAAUCAACGGUCCUCAUCUUAAGAAGAUGGAUGAUCGAUCAAGGAUGGUGAUCAACCUAGGCACAGAGCCCGGCUCAAAAGCUUACAAGCACUAUGAUCCGGUCGCGAAGAAGAUAGUUGUUAGUAGAGAUGUAAUCUUUGACGAGAAGAAAAGUUGGGAUUGGUCUACACUAUCAGCAACCGUGGACGAAGAACCAGGAUCAUUCAAGCUUCCUCAUAUCGAUGUUACAGAAGAAGGAGAUGGUGAUGAGCAUCAAGAUCCCCAACACCAUGAAGAGCAAAACAAUAAUAAAGAAGAAGAAGUUGUAGACGCUGGUGAACAAGAGCAAGUAGCAGAGAACAACGAUGCAAUAAUGAAGAAGAAGAAGUUGUAG
Messenger RNA from Brassica oleracea var. oleracea, 1299 nucleotides. RefSeq lists its product as uncharacterized. The transcript is spliced from 2 exons. The coding region runs from base 1 to 1299 and encodes 432 amino acids. The record is from RefSeq and is a predicted model, not a curated record. NCBI's taxonomy places the organism in Eukaryota, Viridiplantae, Streptophyta, Magnoliopsida, Brassicales, Brassicaceae.